AACAACCCCGCCUUAUCCUGCCCAAAAUUUUCUGUUUUCGUGACGACAGCAGCUAGCACUAGACGACAGCCAUGGCCAACGAGCUUUCCGCACCGCCUAUUCUUUCGACACCAGCGAUAUAUCUUGUCGAGCACAUCGAUCCAGCGGUCUUGGCUGCCGAAAACGAAGCCCAAGCACAAAAACGGUCCGAUGACGAGCUGCACAGCAUCUACGAGAUCGCCCAGACAGCCCGAGAGGUCCAACAUGGCCGGUGGAAGAGGAUUGCCCUGCAAUUCCCCGACUCUAUGUUGGGGGAUGCACCUUGGGUCGUCCAAGCCUUGACCUCGGAACUCGAGUCUCUGUCCGAGCCGGCCAGCUCGGUCGGGACCGAGGGGGCAUCUGGCGCAGACGGCGAGACCCAAGUGCCGACACAACCGGCGAGAAUAUAUAUCCUGGCAGACACGUCGUACAGCUCAUGUUGUGUCGACGAGAUCGCGGCCGAGCACAUAAAUGCCGACGUCGUCGUUCACUACGGCCGGUCCUGCCUCUCGCCCACUUCCCGCCUUCCCGUAAUUUACGUUUUUACCCAACACGCUCUCGACACCGAUGCCGCACUGGCCGAAUUUGAGAGGGAGUUCCCAGACAAGGAUUCCAAGGUCGUCCUGGUGGCCGACGUGACAUACCAAGACCAUGCGCAAGGAUUGGCUGGGGGGCUACACGGUCGCGGGUACGGAGCCUUGCUCUCCACUGCAAUAGUCCAUGAUCCCAUGGGGCAGAUCCCGAACAGGAAGAUCACAGAUUGGCAGGGAAUUGAGUUGGCCGAACCCCUUUCUUCGGAGCUUGAUCUGAAGGAGUACUCGGUCUUCCACAUAUCCUCGCCGCCUACCGCGCUCCUCCUAGCCCUCUCUUCGAGGGUCAAGUCUCUUUACAUCCUCCCAACAUCCGCGGCUGCUUCGUCGGCAGGUACCACAAACACACAGCGCCUUCUCAGCAGAAGAUACGGACGCCUCAUGUCGCUAGCCACAGCUGGUGUUAUCGGGAUUCUGGUCAACACACUCUCGAUCUCGAACUACCUAGCCUCCAUCGAUAACAUCCGCAAACAAAUUGCUGCAGCGGGGAAGAAGAGCUACACACUAGUGGUGGGCAAGCUCAACCCGGCCAAGUUGGCAAACUUUGCCGAAAUAGACGGUUGGGUCGUGAUAGGUUGCUGGGAGAGCUCGCUGGUGGAAGACGAUGCCGGGUUCUACAGGCCCGUCAUCACACCGUUUGAGCUUGACGUGGCAUUAGCCAACGACGAAACAAGAGUGUGGACAGGCGAGUGGUGGGGUGGGAUCGAGGCCGUCAAGCCGGCGCCGGAUCAAGAAAGUGAAGGACCCAAACCCCAUGGGGGCGGAAUCGAAGCGCAGGAGGACGGCGGUGCCGACAAAGAAGCUGAAGAGCGUGAAGAUGGCGGGAUUGACGACGAGGAAUCCGAACCACCCCAGUUCGAUCUGAGGACAGGAAAGCUGAUCAGCCACAGCAGGCCCAUGCGGGCAAGAACUGCAGGAACAGAGGCAGCCAGGGGUGGAGAUUCCGGCGAAGCACCCAGGACAACAGAUGCGUCUUUCGCGAGUGCCCUCGCCCUGCGGCCCAAGGCCGAACUGGCCAUGGUAAACGGUGUCGUCAGUCCUGGGGCCGAGUUUCUGAGGUCGCAGCGUACCUGGCAGGGCUUGGGCAGCGACUUCUCCGCCGAGGACAGCGCGGUAAUAGAGGAGGGGAGAAGCGGUGUUGCGAGGGGUUACACAGUCGGAGAAGAUGAGAGGAGAGCAUAGACAAAGCCAUGUGAUCAGAAAGGUUUACUUGGAUUACCCCUUGCUUCAGUGCAGCCCCGGUACGCCACCAACCACGGGGCAGGAGCUUGUUUCUAUUUUGCCUGGCAUCAAGGUAAGUAAACAACGGUUUCCUGUUGUUUCAGCAUACCAAUACCCGCAAGCACAUUAGUCCUUCGUCUGGGCGUCUCGGUCAGGGCUCCUACAAUCUCCAUCUUCCGACCUCUAAUACCGAGUGGCAGUAGCAAUUGCCGAAGUGCCUCUACCUACCUAUUUGGCUACACGAAAGGACAUACACACUUACUCCUCCUCUGGGACACUAAUUGAGCCAAGUUGAGUGUAUGACAAAAGUGAACAAGUCUUGAAUUGCCGUAAAGAGCUUUUCUGGCCCCCAAGGCAUCUUAUACAGCUCUCCGCUAGAUAAAAGGGACGAAUGACAAUCUACGCAGGCUAGGACCCAGUAGAUAUGGGUGUAACCGAGAACCGAGCUACAG
Lasiosphaeria miniovina is the source of this 2281-nucleotide messenger RNA. Its product is annotated as putative diphthamide synthesis protein-domain-containing protein. Gene Ontology annotation, molecular function: 2-(3-amino-3-carboxypropyl)histidine synthase activity. Gene Ontology annotation, biological process: protein histidyl modification to diphthamide. The record is from RefSeq and is a predicted model, not a curated record. The coding region runs from base 72 to 1790 and encodes 572 amino acids. NCBI's taxonomy places the organism in Eukaryota, Fungi, Ascomycota, Sordariomycetes, Sordariales, Lasiosphaeriaceae. The transcript has a single exon.